Messenger RNA from Pyricularia grisea, 1485 nucleotides. RefSeq lists its product as uncharacterized. The transcript has 2 exons. NCBI's taxonomy places the organism in Eukaryota, Fungi, Ascomycota, Sordariomycetes, Magnaporthales, Pyriculariaceae. Bases 598 to 1320 code for a protein of 240 amino acids. The record is from RefSeq and is a predicted model, not a curated record.
CCCGGCGCGGAUUGAAAGCCACCGCCAGCAACGCCCCACCACUCGAUCUACCAGGGGUUCACAAGCCAGAGAAGCUUAACCUGCCCGAAAGGCGGCGGGUUCCUGCGAGCUAACAUUCUUGGCUCCCGCCAUGGCAUCUUGGCUUUGCGACCUGGCAUCGAAUGACACUGACCGUCACUUUGGAUGGCUUUGAAGUCUCAAACUUCUGUCCCUGAGCAAAUAAAUGAGAGUUCACAUGAUUUCUGACACAAAAAUAAUCCAGACGGAUCGACCGACAGCUUUAAAUAGUGGCGGGAAAAUCGGAGGGUGAUCCCGGUAAUUGCCGCUUCCAACAAAGUAAACGGGGCUCCAGGCUCCGGGGGCAUGGAGCAUCAGUACUCCCCUUAAAACCAGUCGCGAAUGGCAGGGUAAAUUGCAGGAGUGGUAAUUAAUACGGUAUCGGAAAGACGGACCAGCAAUACUUUGACCCUCAGCCCAGGGAGUAUAUUACUAGAACGCUGCUCCUGUCUCUCGUCCAAUUUGAGAUUGCGAAAUCCAUCACCAGACUCUUCCAACCUACCUGAUCCAACGGCCACAGCAUCUUAAUCCUUCGCAAACAUGGUCCGAAACGUAUCUCUUGCCCUGGCGGCACUACUUCCCUUUGCUUUGGGUCAGGUCAGCGAUGGCUUUGAGAACGGGCUGGAUACCACAGUGUGGCCGACCUAUGCACCCGACUGCAGCCAGGGCGGCAAGAUCACGCUUGACUCCACGCAGGCGCACACUGGAAAGAACUCCGUACGGGUUGACGGUGCAGGUGGCUACUGCGGGCACAUCUUUUUUGGCUCGACAAAGAUCCCCAGCGGUGACGUAUACGUCAGGACAUGGCUUAAAGCAUCCAACGCCUUGACCGACGCGCACGUCACCUUCAUCACCAUGACCGACUCGUCCCAGGCAGGCAAGCACCUGCGCAUGGGUGGUCAGAGCAAGAUCCUCAUGUUCAACCGGGAGACGGACGACGCCACGCUCCCGGACCUGUCCCCACAGGGAAUCGCCGCGUCGGCGGCCCUGCCCACCAACACCUGGCAGUGCAUCGAGUACCACAUUGGGCCCGACGGAACGCUCGAGACCUGGCUGAACGACAAUGCCGUCGCCGGCCUCACCAGCAAGGCCGGCGUCUCGAACGCCAACGCCGGGGGUUGGCAGCGCAGCACCGUUAAGCCAAAUGUAACGGGUGUGUACUUUGGCUGGGAGUCUUACAGUGGCGGUACAAACACAUUUUGGUACGAUGAUAUUUCCAUCAGCUCGACAAGGGUUGGCUGUGGGAACGGUACUACUGCUUAAGUCGAGUUGGAGGAGGAGGAGCAAGGUUCGGCGGAAGAUAAGAGACUGAUAGCGCCGCAGGAAAGGUGCUGUCUCUCCAUAUAAAUUGGUCUCAAAAGCACAUAACUCGAAUGAUUAAACACAUCAUUUAACACAAGGUACUUCUCAACGCUUUGUCUGUGUCAC